AUGGAAAACUACAAGCGCAAGCGCGAGAAGCAGCGUGUGCGCAUCCGCACAAAGUACGAGAUAAUCGGGUUCAUCAGCUCCGGAACCUACGGACGCGUCUACAAGGCGCGCCCGCGUGAAGGCCCUGGCAUUGAACUGGCGAUUAAAAAGUUUAAACCCGAGCGCGAGGGCGAGACCAGGCCGUCAACCGGAAUAUCCCAAUCCGCGUGUCGCGAAAUCGGGCUCUGCCGCGAACUGCACCAUGAAAACGUCAUAGAUCUAUGCGAAGUCGUCAUGGACGACAAUGCAAUCCAUAUGCAUUUGCGCAAGCCGAUGGCUGAGCUUGUGAUUAAGAGUAUUCUGUGGCAGCUGCUCAAUGGUGUAGCGUACUUGCAUGGGAAUUUGGUGCUGCAGAGGGAUUUGAAGCCUGCUAAUAUUAUGAUCACGUCUAGUGGCGUGGUUAAGGUCGGGGAUAUGGGGCUGGCGAGGGUGUUUCGGAGGCCCUUUCAGCCCCUGUAUAGCGGUGACAAGGUUGUGGUCACUGUGUGGUAUCGAUCUCCUGAGCUUUUGCUUGGGUCUAGACAUUACACGACAGCUGUGGAUAUGUGGUCGAUCGGGUGCAUUUUCGCCGAAAUGCUCGCCCUGCGGCCGAUAUUCAAGGGCGAGGAGGUCAAGAUGGAGAAGAAACAGAUACCCUUCCAGCGUGGCCAAGUGUUAAAGAUCCUCGAGGUCCUAGGGACUCCAUCCAAGGAGCAAUGGCCGAAUAUCGAGGUGAUGCCGGAUUACUCUCAUAUGAAGCAAUUCCGUCACUACGCUAAUUCAUUAAAGUCCUGGUUUGCCAGCACAGGGCUCAAGUCAGAGUCUGGGUUUCAGUUGUUGUCUAGUUUGCUGGAGUAUGACCCGGAUAAGAGGAUUAGUGCGUCGGAUGCUAUGGAUCAUCCAUACUUUAAGGAUGAUCCAAAGCCUGUGAAGCAUCCGUUUUUGGAACAUAAUAUUAGUUAUCCGAAGCGCAGAUUGACCUUGGAUGAGCUUAAUUUGAAACACCGAUUUUACUUCUUUAAUUAUUCUAAAUUAUAA
This is a messenger RNA of Kickxella alabastrina, 1056 nucleotides long. Its product is annotated as kinase-like domain-containing protein. Bases 1 to 1056 code for a protein of 351 amino acids. The transcript is spliced from 3 exons. The record is from RefSeq and is a predicted model, not a curated record. Gene Ontology annotation, cellular component: nucleus; mediator complex. Gene Ontology annotation, molecular function: RNA polymerase II CTD heptapeptide repeat kinase activity; ATP binding; cyclin-dependent protein serine/threonine kinase activity. NCBI's taxonomy places the organism in Eukaryota, Fungi, Kickxellomycota, Kickxellomycetes, Kickxellales, Kickxellaceae. Gene Ontology annotation, biological process: protein phosphorylation.